This is a messenger RNA of Aedes albopictus (Asian tiger mosquito), 1516 nucleotides long. Its product is annotated as chymotrypsin-C. Lineage: Eukaryota; Metazoa; Arthropoda; Insecta; Diptera; Culicidae. Gene Ontology annotation, biological process: proteolysis. The record is from RefSeq and is a predicted model, not a curated record. Gene Ontology annotation, molecular function: serine-type endopeptidase activity. The transcript has 2 exons. The coding region runs from base 276 to 1193 and encodes 305 amino acids.
AAUAAAAAAAUUAGGUAUUCCGUCAAUCGUGCAGUUAGCCACCACCGCCAGCACCACGCUAAUGCUGAGUACAAAAAGCGAGAUUUUUUCAACGUGUGGUACAAAAUACAACAGCAUGAUCAUUCGAGGAUUGAUGCUUAUGCCACAAAUGUGAUAACGAAUGAACACGUGCAACAGUAGAUUGGAAAAAUGAUCUGAUAUAUAUUCGCUUUGAAGGUAACCAUUUGGUUUAGAAGUAAUUCGACAGUAAGACAGACAUGAUCGCUUAGAUAAAGAUGAGUAAAUUUGUUUCUUUUGUGGUGUUGAAUUUGUUGUGUCUGUUGAAAUUCGCACUUCCCCAAGCAACCUACCAGUGCGGCAUCAGAGUUUCACUAGUCGGAAGGGGUUCACAAGUGGAAAGGGGCCUGUGGCCAUGGCAUGUGGCUGUGUUUCGGAGGCAAGAAAGAGAUGAACAGUUCAAGUAUUAUUGCGGGGGCACUUUGAUCAGCGAGAGGCAUAUACUAACGGCAGCGCUUUGCGUAGUUGACCAUAAGGAUAGUAGUUCAUUGCAUGUAGAUCCAUAUGAGUUCCAGGUCCACUUGGGUCAGUAUAAUCUGUCGGAGGUAUCCGACAGCGUUAUGAUUCGCGGUGUGACAAAGGCGUACGUGCAUCCAAAUUUUCAAAUAAUAGAAAACGAUAUUGCUGUGCUAGUGAUGCAGUUGCCAGUGAAAUACUCUGACGCCGUGAUCCCAAUUUGUCUACCUCAAAAUGCGGAUGACGUAGAGGAGUUGGUUGGUCAACGCGGCUGGAUUACAGGAUGGAGAAAAAUGGAAAAUGGGGCAAUAUCGGAACUUCUCAGAAUGAUAUCAUUACCCGUGAUUAGUCACGAAAAGUGCAUACAAAGUGAUUGGGCAUUGGCCACCAUUUUACACGAACAUGUUUUCUGCGCUGGAAAAAAUAGUGGAACCAAACCUGGAGAGGGUGACGCUGGUGGCGGAAUAUAUAUAAGUUAUGGCGAUCGUUGGUUGCUUAGAGGAAUCGUUUUUGUCACAUCCGAAAAUUCUGUGUACACCACGUUCCUCAGUGUUCAGCCUUACUUGACAUGGAUUGAGGAUAUUUUAGCCAAAAACGAAACUCGACAGGACUUCCCGGUCAAUCAUUUCACAAACUUUGUUCAAGUUUUUUAUCAUAAAUUAAAGGCCAAUACAGGCUGAGCAUCUGGUCACACUUGCUCAAAAGUCAAUAAAUAACGAUAACUUACAAGUAAUAGCGUAAAUGUUUUUUUUUAUUUAUUAAUAGAGUAACUUCAACUCUUUUACAGGAUGAACAAUAAAAUUGGGACCACCCAUGUUUUUUUUUUUAAUUUUGACAUUUUGGAGUGCGAUUGAAAAGCGCGUGUGUUAGGCCCCACGAACACAGAGUCAAAUAUAAUAUAUUAUGACAAGGAAUGAACUAAAGAUCAAACAUCUGUUUGUGUUAUAAUAUUCUACCUUGUAUUCAAUACCCUUGCUUCACCAUAACCAGUCCAUCAUGCUCA